AUGGCUUCCUUCCUUCGUUGGUAUGGCGUGAAGCUUGCUCAGCGCCCUAUGCUCACUCAGAGCAUCACCACUGCCGUGCUCUUUGCGACCGGUGACACUAUGGCCCAGCAGGGUGUCGAGCAAGUUGGCUUGAAGAACCACGAUCUUGCACGUACUGGACGCAUGGCACUCUACGGCGGAGCUGUCUUCGGUCCUCUCGCUACCACCUGGUUCGGCUUCUUGCAGCGUCGCGUUCGCAUUCCCAGCUCUCCCAACAUGGAGAUCCUUGCUCGUGUUGGUCUUGAUCAGACUGUCCUGGCUCCUACCAACUUGUUCGUCUUCCUCUCGUCCAUGGCCAUCAUGGAGGGCUCGGACCCUUCGAAGAAGAUCGAGACCACAUACUGGAAUGCUCUCUCCAAGAACUGGAUGCUCUGGCCAUUCGUUCAGGCCGUGAACUUCAAGUUUGUCCCUCUUCAACACAGAGUCUUGGUUGUCAACGUUGUCUCGUUGGGCUGGAACUGCUACCUCUCCUACCUCAACUCUACCGGCUCUCCCAUCCCCAAGGAUCUCCCUCCUUCAUAG
Molecule: messenger RNA, 561 nt
Organism: Aureobasidium melanogenum CBS 110374
Lineage: Eukaryota; Fungi; Ascomycota; Dothideomycetes; Dothideales; Saccotheciaceae
Product: putative integral membrane protein, Mpv17/PMP22 family
Exons: 5
Coding region: 1-561 (186 amino acids)
Cellular component (GO): mitochondrion; cytoplasm; membrane
Source: RefSeq, a predicted model, not a curated record